AUGCCACGUGCAUCUGCUCCUCAAACGUCUUCCCGCAAAUCGCGAUGUUCUGCAACAAAACCAAUGGCGAUGUUGAAACGACCAGUCCCCAUAUGGGAACAUCUUCGAAUUCUUUGCGAGCACGGUUAUGCAGAAGACACCAUCCUCUUGUAUGAGAUAACAAAUCAAGGACAGAACGGAAGUCGUUUAGCUUUGGCUCGCACUGAAGCUGACGGUAAUAUCUACAAAUGUAUUUGCGAGUUUUACGAUAAAACGAAACGAUAUGCGCAGGCUGGAGCUAUCCUGAAAACCUUCAUAGCAUCAUUCGAUAUGAGUAUUGCAUUCACACCCGGUGAACUUCGGGAACCCGAAAGUUUCGAGGAAUAUAAUCAACUGGAACAUCAGGAUAAUGUCUGGUUCAGCUACGCUUGCGUCCUUCAAAAAACCAACAAAUUUUCAGAAGCCUAUGCCGCCUUGAACAAAAUCUGUGGUCCGUAUCUAGAAAAAAAGAAUCAAGAGAUGCCACGUCUUCUUCGUCAACUGAAAAAGGAAGAAGUGGGAGAUUGUGUGCCGCCAGAGCCAUGGUCCAGUGAGCUACCAGAUGAAAACAGCUCCAGAAUCUGUUCUUCUUCCCUUGGACCAGUAAUGUCUCUAUUGAGAAAAAACAAGGCGGAUGAGUUUCUCCUAGUGCGAUAUGUCUCGCAAUUCAUCGGAACAGAAAGACGAGAUGUGUUUCACUGGCUGAAAUCCGUCGAAGCUGUUGGAAAGAACAAAAUCUACGAGGCGAUAGCCCAUUUGAGAAAAAUGUCCCAUCAAAACGCCCGCGUUCUCACUGAAAUGGCUCGUCUAAACUAUCUAAUUGGCAAAAAGGACGAGGCAAGAAGAUUGCUCAGCAGAGCUCAUUAUAGGGAUCCAUUGUGGAUUGAUGGGAUGGAGCUACUAGCAUUCCUUCUUAUUGGAGAGUAUUUCAGAGACUUCAAUCAAAACCAAGUUGCUCUCGAAGAACUAGCAUCAAUGUUGACUAGAGAAUGGCCGCAUCGAAUCGAGACGGCAAUUGUGAAUGGAUUUGUCGCCCAUCAAGUGGAUCUUGAUUUGGCUAGCGCUUUUGCCAAUCGGGCAAUGUCAUGUGCCGUCGCUGGUACAGAACCGUAUGUCUAUGCUGUCUAUCUGAAAACAUACGUUAGAAGAGCAUUUUUAGCCAAGAUGAAGGGACCUGAAGCAGAGACACACAAGAGGGAAACGCGAGAAUUCUUGGAACAAUCUGUCGAAGCCAUGCAGAAUAACUCGGAUCUUGGGCUUUUAUAUGUUGACACACUUUUGCAAGAAGAAAAUGGCCACCGAGAGGCGAAAAUCUUUGCUACAAAAUUCCUUCAUGCAAAUCGAACCAAUGUGAAUGCAAAACUUCUGAAAGUUCAUGUUUUGGUUAAUGGAAUCAAUCGGAAUCCAGAAGCAAGUCACCCAAAGGAGAUGUAUUAUUUGCUGCAAGAAGUGAUAAACGAGCAUCCGCAUGUGCUCUCGGCCUACUGUUAUCUGAUUACGGAAUAUAGUAGGCUUAAGGAUGAUGCUCGGUGCAAAGAAGUUUUCGAGAGACUGACGGCUUCGAGACAGUUGAUGCCGCCUACAAAGACCCACAAAUAUCAUAUAUUACAAGCAGAUUUUUUGCUGAAAUCCAGAAAAGUCAUUCCGGCUUACGAGCAUUUGAUGGCGGCGAUGGCUACCGGAGCUAUUGUUGAUCCCAACUUGAUGUCUAGUUAUGAAGCCGAAUUUGCAUCCAGUAAAGCUCUUACUCAUGAUUACAAGAAUCUGGCGUUUCUCGACCCAAUACUUCCCGAACGUCCUCCCAGUACGAAUUCCGAAAGAGGCACCGUAUCCCCAGCUCUACAGGAAGUCAUGAAUGACCAUGAGAAUGAGCAAGACUCUUCGGAAGGUGAAGAAGACGAAGAGGAAGAAGAGCAAGACGAUAUGGAUGACAUGUGA
Messenger RNA from Caenorhabditis briggsae, 1956 nucleotides. The coding region runs from base 1 to 1956 and encodes 651 amino acids. Gene Ontology annotation, molecular function: protein binding. NCBI's taxonomy places the organism in Eukaryota, Metazoa, Nematoda, Chromadorea, Rhabditida, Rhabditidae. The record is from RefSeq and is a predicted model, not a curated record. The transcript has 10 exons.